AUGGAGCCCAUGGACAUCGUCGGCAAGUCGAAGGAGGACGUCUCCCUUCCUAAAGGUGCUCCAUGGCUGUCCUCGUUUUCUGGGACCUGUUUUUCCGAUAUUAUUAUCGACUAUGAGGUCGAAAUGCGCUUCUCUCGAUUAUCCUGGUAUUUUGUUUCUACAUAGCUGUUCAUGUUACCCCCGCGUCUUAGGUGUUGGAUUCUGGGGGUUUGUCCCUAUCGGUAGCGUGAUGGUGUUUUAUUCUUUCACGUUCCUCGAGCAAAUUAUUCCUUAGGUGCUUCCGUGUUUACCAUGCGAUUUGAACUUGGGGAUCGAAGUCCUGGGCUUCAAUUUUUUAAGCGUAUAUCCUAAAUUGAUUCGGCAUCUGUCACAAUUGGUACUCAGGAAGGGGCGUUCAACGUGUCUUUGUUUAUUGAAAUGGAUUAGGUCUGGAUAUUCGGGAGUUGCAAAGAGAAUUAAUGGUUCUGAACACUAUAGAAAAUCUCCUUUUAAUUAAUUGGAAGUUACAAAUUUGUGGGUUCAUUACGUGACAUAUUUGGGUUGAAAAUACGAUUUGUGGUAGACGAACGGACAAUAUGUAAUGGGUAUGGGUGGCAUCGUAGUACUGACCAGAGUUUGGCGAUUAGGGAUAAAGUAGUUGGUGAAGACGCACUAGUAGUCCCAUUUCAUACUUUUAUUUCCUUGAUAUGUGCCUUCUGUCUAAGUAGAACUCUUAAACCUGUUGGGCCAAGAUAAUGUGCUGUCGCACAAUUGAUUAAUGAGCUCAUUGGUCCUGAAAUAGAGGCCCUCUGUAAAAUGAAUUCAGUAAUGUUUGAAAGACAUCCCAAUUUGAAAGUAAAAGUAUUUGAUUUUCCUCAUAUCAAUUUUGAGAUCACCUGAAGCAAGAACACGAAGCAAUUUCUUUGUCGACUAGGUGAAAAAAAAAUUAUGCUUCUCUUUAUCAGAAAAAUCUUUAUUUUUUUUAGAUCUGGGAUCCCAUAGUCUGGAAGUCCCUGUAAUCUGUGUCUUAUUUUUCUUUAUCAAUGUUAAUCUCUCAUAUUACUUUGGAAAGUGUGAAAGCAGAGAGAGAGAGAGAUAGGGACACUCCAUGACCAAGUCUUCAUGGUAAGAGAGGGCAUUUUGGAUGGUUGGAGGCUCCGCUAUAAAGCAAAAUCCAUGGAACUCUCCAUAUGUUGGCAACCGUUUAAAUGGAGUUGGCGGCAAUAUUCCUAUUAAGGAUUCUCUACCAAUUUUUUGUACUCUACGUGGAGGGAAGAGCAAGGGAGUCAAUAAUGGGGGUUAAUCUUUUAAGAAAAACAGGCCAAUGGGCUAGUUAAUUCUUCCACCAUGAGGCAAACCCAUAGAACUCUCAAUGUUCUUGGUAGAGAAUAUGGGAAUGGUCAUACAAGGGUGUGUGGUCACUUGUGGUAUUUAACCAUUUCUGGCUUUAUACUCUUUUUAUUUCAGACCAUACAAAGAAUCCUCCAUAAAAAAAAAAAUUGCCAUCAAAAUUGGCUGCCUAUGAUGACUUAUCGAAUAAAUUCGUGUAUUCUAGAUUGAUAGUGUUACCUUUUUCACACUCUUUUUACGAAAGAUACCGUUUAGUUUUGCAAUACCUUGUCCUCUGUAUCGUGAGUGUGCUAGGUGACCCCCUGGUUCAUUCAAUUUAACCUUCCAAGAACCUGGAAAUAUCUGAGUUGGAGUAUUGUUGGAUUUGACUGCCUAUCUAUUCUCAGAUGAAACUGGUGCUGUUGGCCCAUUCCUUGAUUGAAAAUACGCCAAUCUCUUGAUGUGCAGUGUACGUGCACAAAUGUCCUUGCUUACUGUUUUCCUUUGACAAUCCAUUGAUGGUUUGAUAUGCUAUAUUCUGUUCAUUUGUCAACUGUGCUCUCAUUGUCGUUGAUUCAUCAACGUGAGUCUCCUUUUACUGCAACCCACGGCAUAACCAAGCUCCAAACAUUUUCAGGCCUAUUGAAAGGCAGAAAGUUCGGUUUCUAUAUAUUUUGUCGCAAUAUUUAUGUCACGAGGUAGCCGUAUCUACCAGUUUUCUAUCCGAUACUUUUUUGUGAUGCAUUCUGGUUAAACUUCAAAUCUUGGCUUAAGUCCUUUAUUAUUGCAAAUUAAAGUGUUACAUAUCGAGGUAAAUUAUAUCUAAUGGUAAUGCUGGUGGCAACUUUGCCCCAUGAAAGUUACUGAAACAUCUAGAAUGUUGUUCUGCUGGCACUCAUAUUAUCUUUGGUUAUCCAGCGACUAUGUUUAAGAUUAUCAAGGAGAUGUUGCCACCUGAUGUCCGUGUCGCAAGAGAUGCACAAGAUCUUCUUGUUGAAUGCUGCGUAGGUAAGCAACAAAGUUUUGACCAUCUCAUUUGCUUACUUUAACUGUGGUGUUCAUGAGAGCCUUGAUCUCCAGAUCUAUUGCCUCUCUAAAAAUUAGGUCUGUCUUAGGACUGGUCUGAGCAAAGCGUACAAGCCAUUUUAUAUUCCUUUGAAUGACUACAGAUGACAAUCUUACACCGCUCUUCCACAGCAUGAGAAAAUAUUUUAAAGUCUCUAGUUUCAGAAUAUGUCGUGUUGCUUCCUUGUUUUUAUUGAAAUUUUAGUUGCUAUGUUCCCUGCUUUUUUCUUAAUAUUCCGUGCUGUAGUCCUACUCCAAAAUCGCCAAUCGCAUUUUCCUUUUUACUCUCAUUCUUGAGGCAAGUGGGCUGGCAGAUAGAGUAAUUGUCUUCUUAUGAUUUAUUUUAUUCAGAGUUCAUCAACCUUGUCUCAUCAGAGUCUAACGAAGUGUGUAGUCGAGAGGACAAAAGAACAAUUGCUCCUGAGCAUGUUAUCCAGGCUUUAAAGGUUUCUGAUCUUGACCUUACUCCAUAUUUAUUUCAUUAAACAAUGUUUUAUUUGUCUGCAUAGUUUUUUUUUCUAGUAAUAUUUUCCCUCCCAACACUCCCUUCAAGUUCAAACUUCCAAAAAAAUUUGAAGGAUAUCCUUACUCUAUAUGUGGCUAGCUAUGAUCUCUUGCAUGUGCCUUUGUGGCACUGCAAACAAUGUGGUUUAGUAAGAUGUAUUGGCGAGGGCCUUGAAGAAGGAUUAUCAUGUGGAGCGUGGACUGCCAUGCCUAUCCAAUGAUGGUUAAUCUUCUUCUGCUGCUAUCUUAGUUCCAUACUUCUUAUGAUCCUGUGUUCAUCCUUUGAAUCGAUCUUCACUUCGCCCUCCUCUCUGUGUGCUCUGGUCUAUAUUUGUUUUAUUAUGUUCAUGUUCUCUGAAAUUGGCCUCCUAAUUGUGAUUUAAUUAGGCAAUAUGUUCCUUACGUCUCUAUGCCUCUCGUACCAUCCCAGGAUCUUGGGUUUGGGGAAUACAUCGAAGAAGUCUAUGCCGCCUAUGAGCAACACAAGCUGGAGACCCUGGUUUGUUCUCUCUCAGAGUUGUACAAAUUAGUAUUGUUAAAUAAUAAUAGCCCUGACCGCUUUCCACCCCUUCAUUUGUCACGGUCUUGUUUUAAACCCUAAUUUUUGGGUAACAAAGCCCAGAUGAUUUUCUUCUCAUUGUUUAGCCGCCCGCAUCUGUAAGUUACCAAUCAUGGAGCUUUAAUGAUGAAACUAGAAAGCAUUGUGGAGCCAUAAAAAAGGGCCCCCUUGGCGCAUAUUCUGUCCGUCUUUCUCACGGCUUCUCGAGCUCCUCCUCCCUCGAGAUGUUAACGGGCGGAAUUGGUGGUGGUGGUGGUGGCCAACAGGACUCCCCGAAGGCAGGGAAGUGGAGCGGGGUGGAGAUGACCGAAGAGGAGGCGUUGGCCGAGCAGCAGCGGAUGUUCGCCGAGGCCCGCGCGAGGAUGAACAACGGGAUCAGCAUCCAGAAGCAGUCGGACUCGGACAGGAGCGUAGAAAGCUGA
Molecule: messenger RNA, 3858 nt
Organism: Spirodela intermedia
Lineage: Eukaryota; Viridiplantae; Streptophyta; Magnoliopsida; Alismatales; Araceae
Source: the annotation of a GenBank genome assembly